CCUACUCGGCAGAUCAUGGAAAGUAGGCCCACGCAGUUGUCAAAAACGCACACGGGAUGACCUUAAUAUGAGUUAUGUACAUACGGUCGCCACAAAAAGACACGAAUCAACAGGACUCGAUAUAGAAUAAUCGACUGUAUAAAGGUUGGUAGACGUUACGAAUAGCCUAUUCUUAUUUAUUUUUCCAUGAAUGUUACAUGGUUUCUGUUUUACGCGUUUGCGAAUCUCAAUUAAGAUCUAAAUGGAUUUCAAAACUAAAGGAACAAUCGCACAAGGCACCAGACACAAGGACAUCAAGUAAAAUCCAGGUCUAUGUUACGUUAUGUAAGGAACUGCAGGCUAUUUGACAUUUUCUCACUGAAUCUCACAGCCUGACCAACCCGUCCAGUCUCGAAGGAAACAGCAGCCUUCACUCUCUCUCUCCCUGUGAUCACUGGGAAUGGUGGACGCACAGAUGCUCACCUGGCCCAUGAGUCUCGGACGCGGCCCUGUGGAGUGGUGCGAACGCACCGACAGCUGUCACGUGUUUGACAUGAAAGCCCUGUCCACCUUCCACUACCCAAGCCCUCCCAGCGAUGAGAGCAGCGUCAGUACUGACCACUCGCAAGAGUGCCCCCCCACAAAGCAUCCCCACGAGUCUCCAGGAGAGAGGACCUUCACAAUGCUCAGCGAGGACGCCAUAAAGGUUGAACCCAGGUCACCGUCAGAGCUCUCGGAACCAAACUACUCUUAUUUCAAGCUGCACACUGACGUUACGUCUGCCCUGGUGAACCUCGAGUGUAGAGUGUGCGGAGACAGGGCUUCAGGCUACCACUAUGGGGUUCAUGCUUGUGACCUACAGUGUCGUGUUCAAAAGAAAAGCCGAAACAAGUGUCAGUAUUGCCGGUUUCAAAAGUGUCUUUUAGUAGGCAUGUCCCACAAUGCCAUUCGUUUUGGUCGAAUGCCCCAGACUGUGAGAGAGAAACUUCUGGGUGAAAUUGCCAGGGAAAUGGAGCAGCUAGACAGGGAAGCAGCUGAGAUGAGAUCAUUGGCCAAACAGCUGUAUGAUUCCUAUAUCAAACACUUCCCACUACCCAAGAGCAAAGCCAAGGCUAUCCUCUCAGGAAAGACCAGCACCUCUGAGCCUUUUGUCAUCCACGACAUGAAUUCCCUCAUGACUGGGCAGCAGUUCAUGAACUGCAGACAGCUGCCCCAGCACAGCCCCGAGGUCAACAUGUUCCUGGGGCCCGCCGCUGACGAGCUGACGCUCUUCCGCCGGGUACAAAUCCGCUCGGCCGAGAGCAUCCGCGAGAUCACCGACUUCGCCAAGAGCAUCCCGGGCUUCGUGAACCUGGACCUGAACGACCAGAUCACGCUGCUGAAGUACGGCGCCAUGGAGGUGCUGCUCAUCCUGUGGGCGCCGCUCAUGAACAAGGACGGCACGCUGUGCUCCUACGGACAGAUCUUCAUGACGCGCGAGUUCCUGCGCAGCCUGCGCGAGCCCUUCUGCGGGAUCCUGGAGCCCAAGUUCGACUUCGCCAUCAAGUUCAACAUGCUGGAUCUGGACGACAGUGACCUCGCCCUCUUCAUCGCUGUCAUCAUCCUCUGUGGAGACCGGCCGGGCCUGGUGAACGUGAAGUCCGUGGAGGAUCUGCAGGAGAGGAUUCUGCAGGUGCUGGAGUUCCACCUGAAGACGGUGCAUCCUGACCAUCCGCAGCUCUUCGCCAAGCUCCUGCAGAAGAUGACCGACCUGCAGCCACUGGUGGCCGACCACGUCCGCCAGAUCCACCUGCUCAAGAAGACGGAACUGGACAUGUGUCUGCACCCCCUGCUAGGGGAGAUCAUGAGGGACCUCUACUAGUGCGGACAACUGAUGCAACUGACUACUUCUAUUCCCCCCCCAUCUCUAAAUUAUAUGUGUCCUAAAUCUUUAUUUAUCCCUAAAUACACGACUAAUGGAACAUCUAAAUGUUUUAACUUAAAAUACAUUAUGUGUGACAGGCUCCUGGUGAUGCUCAAGGGACAGAAAUACAGUUUGAUGUUUUGGGGAAAUUAUUGUAAUUCUUCACUUCAUUUUGUUCAUAUUGUUGCGGUUGUCAGGUCAACCACUGUAUUUGUAAUGGACUUGAAGGCCACUAGAGGGCACCCUAUUCUUCAUGACAUACAGGUUGAAUGUGCCCUUUGCCUUGUGUAAGUAUAUUAGAUACUGUACCUCUGAAAAUGUCUUGCCUCUGGUCUACAUAUCAGAAAAUAUUAAUGCAUUUCAUAACGGAAACGGAUGCACGGAAACAAGCACGAUUGCUUUAUUUAAUGAGACGCUAAGCCAGUGUGGAUAUUUUAAUCAUUCAGAGACAUCUCUUCCGUAGUGUGGAGGAAGUAUUUCAAGCCUGAGUGUUUGCAGUGGUAACUGUUUGACUGGCCUGAUCUGAUGUGAGGAACAAUAUUCUGCCUUACCAUCGGUUUCGUAAUGACAUGGCAUGUGUGUCAUUUAUGGUCAGGGUGUGUAAUGAGGCCAUAUACCAUCACAAAGACACAGAGAGCAGAAAAUAGACACCAAGGACCACAACGAGAGAAUUAUACGUAUGGAGAAAGUACUGGGUCAGCAGACUCUCAUGACCUAACUUUUUUUUGUCCAUUCUGUUUGUGUAUGGGUUCUUUUUUUUUUAUUUACCACGUUAACCAUAAUGGCAAAUUAAAGGAGACCUUUCCCAAGCUAUUUAUACAACA
This is a messenger RNA of Sardina pilchardus (European sardine), 2706 nucleotides long. RefSeq names its product peroxisome proliferator-activated receptor gamma-like. Lineage: Eukaryota; Metazoa; Chordata; Actinopteri; Clupeiformes; Clupeidae. The transcript is spliced from 7 exons. Gene Ontology annotation, biological process: positive regulation of fatty acid metabolic process; fatty acid metabolic process; negative regulation of transcription by RNA polymerase II. Gene Ontology annotation, molecular function: RNA polymerase II cis-regulatory region sequence-specific DNA binding; zinc ion binding; DNA-binding transcription repressor activity, RNA polymerase II-specific. Gene Ontology annotation, cellular component: nucleus. The record is from RefSeq and is a predicted model, not a curated record. Bases 440 to 1840 code for a protein of 466 amino acids.